AUGGCUGGACGUUAUGAGAGGGUGAAUGCCCAAGACGAAGACGACUUCAACAGCCUUAACCCCGCUCCGUCAAGACACCCGCAGCCCAUACCAAACUCGCCUCCUCCUUCCUUCCACUCGAGAGCGUCUUCGCGCGACCGCGAUGCCCGCCGAGUCGACACGACGCUCGCCGACGCAUUCGAUACCGACGGUGACGAUAGCGAUGACGACGCCGACGACCGACAAAGAUUAGUCCGCGCUGACUCGUCCCUCGCCUCGGCCGACGCGCAGCGCAACCCCUCCUCCGAUGGGAGACCCCACACUGAUAGGCAGAUCACCCAAUUUCCCCCCUCGACGACAGCAUCGGCUGCCGAUGCCCCUGCGACUCCGUUCCGCAUCUACGGUAGCGGCAUCCAGAAUGAGGGCGUCUUUUCCAACUUGACGGCCAAGCCGGAACGUGGUGGCCAGACGAAGGAGGAGCAACCUCCGACGUAUGAGCAAGCCGCUGCCGAUGCGGCGCCGCCUUACUGGGAGACGACCAUUCUGGCUCCCGGCCUCGGCGGGCCUGAUGAAGUUUACAUCGACGGCAUGCCGGUCGGGUCUCUCUUCAGCUUCCUUUGGAACGGCAUGAUCUCCAUGUCGUUCCAGGUCGUCGGCUUUAUUCUCACCUACCUUCUCCACUCAACCCACGCCGCCAAGAAUGGAUCGCGUGCUGGUCUCGGCGUCACUCUAAUACAGUAUGGUUUCUAUAUGAAGGGCACGACGGAAGGCGACCGGCCGCCCAAGAUGAACGGCCAAGACGGAUACGCUGCACCGCCGGACCCCAACUCGCACAACUUUGACCCCAACGCGGUGACGGGCGAGGGCGGUGGCGGCGUGACGGACAUUACGGGACAGGAGUGGAUCGCGUAUAUCUUGAUGGUAGUUGGGUGGUUCAUUCUCAUCAGGUCUCUCAGCGACUAUUUGAAGGCGCGGCGCCAUGAGCAACUGGUUUUGCAGAGCCCCGACCGCGGGCUGCCAGUGCCCAUCAUCGCCGAUGGCGAGUCUUCGGAGAGGGUGGUAUAG
Molecule: messenger RNA, 1044 nt
Organism: Colletotrichum graminicola M1.001
Lineage: Eukaryota; Fungi; Ascomycota; Sordariomycetes; Glomerellales; Glomerellaceae
Exons: 3
Coding region: 1-1044 (347 amino acids)
Biological process (GO): positive regulation of protein ubiquitination; ubiquitin-dependent protein catabolic process; metal ion transport
Cellular component (GO): Golgi apparatus; endoplasmic reticulum; perinuclear region of cytoplasm
Source: RefSeq, a predicted model, not a curated record